AUGUCAUUCAACUCACUUAUCCUUCUCAUUGCCUUGUUCGCUGUCUUCACAAAUGCUCAAACAUCAAGCCGUCCUGUUGAGAUUGCCGCUGAAUCGAACAAUGCCACAAACAUCGAAUUGACAACAGAAACAACAAUCGAAGUUGAAGUCAACAAGACUGAAGUUUCGAACACAACUGAAGCUGAAAUUGCAACUGAAGCUGUCAACAACCCAACCACACAAGCUGCCACGAAUCAAGACACAACUGAAACUAUCAACGACAACAUCACAAUUGCUGCUGCUACUGAUGCUGCCGCUGCCACAACUGAAAUCAUCGAAACAACACAAAUCAACACAGCAUCUGAAGAACCAGCGCAAGAAGAAACACCAAGAACAAUUGCGAAAAGUGGAGAUCAUGAAGCGCCAACUUCUUCUGGAAUGACAACUAACUUCGCAUCAAUCACUACCAUUUUGAUUGCUGUUUUCAUGGCAUAA
Messenger RNA from Caenorhabditis angaria, 474 nucleotides. NCBI's taxonomy places the organism in Eukaryota, Metazoa, Nematoda, Chromadorea, Rhabditida, Rhabditidae. The record is from the annotation of a GenBank genome assembly.